AUGACUGAUCUUAUCGCUAAGUUUGAAUCAUUAGCGAUCACUCCUUCUACUCCAAAUAAAGAGCAAUUGGCUUACGAAACACAAUGGAGCACUGUUUUAAAAACUGGGAAGGUGCCUGAUAAGUUAGAUGAAUUGAAUUUGAUGUUAAGAGAUAAUUUAUUUGUUACUGCAACCCCAGAACCUGUCCGUACUGAUGUAGAAUUGUUUGAAGCUGUUCUUCCAGUGUUGAAAGGAAUUUCCGCAUCGUCCAAAGAUGUAAAAGGUAACUACGCGAAGUACAGGCAUAUUUAUAGAUGGGCAGACUACUUGCAAAAGUUACUACAAUUACCUGAAAAUGAGAGGGUUUAUGUUCCUUAUGAGAUGGAUUUGCCUCGUGAGGUGAUUGAGAAGAAGAAGAAGGAAGCUUCGACGACCUGCGAUGGUAAAGAUAAAGUCCAGCCCGCUUCAGCCGCCGGUGCUGCGGGUGAGAAGAGCGCCAAGCAACCAAGAGGUAAACCAGAUGAAGCCACACUAGCUAAAUUGAGGGAAGAGGCUAAGGCCAAGAAGGCAGCCAAGAAAGCAGCAGCUGCUAAUCAACCAACCCAACAAGCUGAAGCCGCCGCAAAGCUUGUCCCUAGUUUAGUUGACUUCCGUGUUGGUUUUAUUCAAAAAGCCAUCAAGCACCCAGAUGCAGACUCAUUGUAUGUGUCAACUAUUGAUGUUGGUGAAGCAGAAGGGCCAAGAACAGUUUGUUCUGGCUUGGUAAAGCACUAUCCAUUGGAGGCGAUGCAAGAGCGUUAUGUUGUGUUAGUUUGCAAUUUGAAGCCUGUUAACAUGAGAGGUAUCAAAUCUACUGCCAUGGUUCUCUGUGGUUCUGCUGGAGAUAAAGUUGAGUUUGUCUCUCCACCUGCUGGUAGCAAGCCUGGUGACAAAGUUUUCUUUGAAGGAUUUGGAAAUGAUGAGCCUGCUAAACAAUUGAAUCCAAAAAAGAAGAUCUGGGAGCAGUUGCAACCUCACUUUACUACUAAUGACAAAUGUGAAGUUAUAUUCAAAGAUGAUGAGGAUAAGGAAAAGACUAUCAGAUUAUUGACCAAUGCUAAAGGUGAAUCAUUUAAGGUUGACACCGUUGUAAAUGCUGAAGUCCGUUAA
This is a messenger RNA of Eremothecium sinecaudum, 1128 nucleotides long. It is a transcript of the gene ARC1, whose product is annotated as Arc1p. NCBI's taxonomy places the organism in Eukaryota, Fungi, Ascomycota, Saccharomycetes, Saccharomycetales, Saccharomycetaceae. Gene Ontology annotation, cellular component: methionyl glutamyl tRNA synthetase complex. Gene Ontology annotation, molecular function: tRNA binding. The record is from RefSeq and is a predicted model, not a curated record. Bases 1 to 1128 code for a protein of 375 amino acids. The transcript has a single exon.